Molecule: messenger RNA, 1366 nt
Organism: Sebastes umbrosus (honeycomb rockfish)
Lineage: Eukaryota; Metazoa; Chordata; Actinopteri; Perciformes; Sebastidae
Gene: zpd
Product: zona pellucida glycoprotein d
Exons: 10
Coding region: 113-1318 (401 amino acids)
Biological process (GO): neutrophil migration
Cellular component (GO): cell surface; apical plasma membrane
Source: RefSeq, a predicted model, not a curated record
GUCCUGAUUAGAGAGCAGCAGGUGUUGAAAACGAGGACAACAGAGGAGAAACAUCCCGUUUGACUGAAAAUAUCGCAUUUAAAAUCACGAUUUAUUUUACUGAAACAGGACAAUGAUCCCAAUCGGCUUAAUGAAGCUGGGUGUGAUCCUCGUGCUUCUCCUGGGCUUCAUGCGCUACCGUGUCGAGGGAGUCUGCAGUGUGGAGCAUUGCACUGACCGCACAACAUGUGUUCUGUCUGAAGACCAAAGGAGCUGCAAGUGUGCCAGUGGAUAUUAUGCUGACCGAUGUGACAAAGAUGCACACAUCAAAGUUAUGUGUGGUAACGACUACAUGGGAAUCAGAGCGAUAGAAGAUUUCUUCAAGUAUCACAACGUGCCGUUGGAGUCCCUGCACUUGCCCAACAAAUCCUGCCGUGCUCAGAGAGAGGUCAUCGAUGGCGUGCCGUACUACAUGUCCAUGACAUCUAAAGAGCAAUAUCUAACCUGCGGAGGAAAGCCGUUGGAGAAAAACAUUACUCACGUCUUCUAUUCCCUGAGUCUACUGUCAGACCCUCAUGUUAUUGGAAACAUCAUCAGAGAUCCAGUCAUUAAGAUGGACUACACAUGCGUCCAACCAUACAUCAGAAGAGUUAGUCUUCCUUUUCCAGUCGUUCCUCUUUCCAGCGAGACGGUGAUGCGUGUACAUGAACUUGAUGCCUCAAUACAGAUGAUGUUGUACACAGACCAUUCCUACUCUGAGGCCUACAGUAGUGCCCCCAGCAUUGAACUCCGAGACAAGGUGUAUGUGGCGGUGACGGUCAAAGAGCCCGCAGAUUUCUUCCUGCUCCGGGUCAACGAGUGUUGGGCCACACAGUCUUCUCAGCCGAACACUACAGAGGGAUCGGCUCACACUCUGCUGAAGAACGGGUGUGUGGAUGACCACACCGUUUCCUUUCUCAACGUGAGCGAGGGACAGUCUGGCCGUAACGGAGAAAGCUCCACCGUUCGCUACAGCUUCGUCAUGUUUCGCUUCACGACAGAACCUCACGCCUUCUACCUGCACUGCACUGUUCAGCUGUGCGAGCCAGACGACCACAAGUCUUGCACACCUAACUGUAAAUCGAUCAGUAAGAGAGAAGCAGUGAGAGCAGACCCCAGUCUGGGCCUCCUGUCAUAUGGACCCAUCAGGAUUGAAAUGCCAGACAGACCUCAAUCCAGCAUACUGACGACAGUGGUGCUGCCUGUAGCAGGCGUCUGGACUGUUGGCUUCCUCCUCAUCAUACUCAUCACUGUGGCCAAGGCAGGCAGCAGGAGGCUCGCACUCAUGAGGAAGCACUGACAACAAUAUCGCUGCUGCUGGCAGCUUGAAUAAAACUUUAAAAUCGGU